Messenger RNA from Miscanthus lutarioriparius, 279 nucleotides. The record is from the annotation of a GenBank genome assembly. NCBI's taxonomy places the organism in Eukaryota, Viridiplantae, Streptophyta, Magnoliopsida, Poales, Poaceae.
AUGACAGGGUCACGUGGACUGUUGUGUACUUUUCACUCGGAGCCACCGGAGCGGCGCGCCGCCACGAACGAGUCGGGGAAGGAGUUCGUCGACAUCGUCUACGAGAAGGCCGUGGGAGAGGGCAUCGCCAAGAUCACCAUAAACCGGCCAAAUAGAAGGAACGAUUUCCGCCCGCUGACCGUGAAGGAGCUUAUGCGCGCAUUCAACGAUGAUAGUUCCGUUGGAGUCAUCAUUCUUACCGGCAGGGAAGGGAACCGAGGCGUUCUGCAGCGGCGGUGA